AUGGCGAGUACGUCUGCGGAGAUCAUCGCCUUCCUGCUGACUAUCUCGGGCUGGGUGCUGGUCUCCUCCACGCUGCCCACCGACUAUUGGAAGGUUUCCACUAUCGAUGGGACGGUCAUCACCACCGCCACCUUCUGGGCCAACCUCUGGAAGACCUGCGUGACCGACUCCACCGGCGUUUCCAACUGCAAGGACUUCCCAUCCAUGCUGGCGCUGGACGGUUACAUCCAAGCCUGCAGAGGACUGAUGAUCUCUGCUGUCUGCCUGGGUUUCUUCGGUGCUGUUUUUGGACUCAUUGGGAUGAAGUGUACAAAAGUUGGAGGCUCUGAUCAGACUAAAGCAAAAAUAGCUUGUUUAGCUGGACUGAUUUUCAUACUCUCUGGGUUGUGCUCUAUGACUAGUUGUUCCCUGUAUGCAAACAGGAUUACGUCUGAAUUCUUUGAUCCUUCUUUUGUUGCACAAAAGUAUGAAUUAGGAGCAGCUUUGUUCAUUGGAUGGGCUGGUGCUUCACUCUGCAUUAUUGGUGGCAGUAUAUUCUGCUUCUCAAUAACUGAAACCAGUAAUUCUCCAAGGAGAGGGUAUGCAUAUAAUGGAGCCACAUCUGUGAUGUCUUCUCGUACAAAGGUCCACAACAGCAUCCCAGACAAAACCCCACCAAAGCAUUUUGACAAGAACGCUUAUGUUUAA
Molecule: messenger RNA, 687 nt
Organism: Indicator indicator
Lineage: Eukaryota; Metazoa; Chordata; Aves; Piciformes; Indicatoridae
Gene: CLDN10
Product: claudin 10
Exons: 5
Coding region: 1-687 (228 amino acids)
Biological process (GO): cell adhesion; bicellular tight junction assembly
Cellular component (GO): bicellular tight junction; plasma membrane
Molecular function (GO): structural molecule activity
Source: RefSeq, a predicted model, not a curated record